Molecule: messenger RNA, 1139 nt
Organism: Gymnogyps californianus (California condor)
Lineage: Eukaryota; Metazoa; Chordata; Aves; Accipitriformes; Cathartidae
Gene: AS3MT
Product: arsenite methyltransferase
Exons: 11
Coding region: 1-1125 (374 amino acids)
Biological process (GO): arsonoacetate metabolic process; toxin metabolic process
Cellular component (GO): cytosol
Molecular function (GO): arsenite methyltransferase activity
Source: RefSeq, a predicted model, not a curated record
AUGGCAGUGGCAACCCCCUGCGGAGAGCAGAUCCACCGGGAGGUGCAGGAUUACUAUGGCAAAGAGCUGCAGAAGUCGGAGGACCUGAAAACCAAUGCGUGCGUCACCUCGGCCAGGCCCCUUCCCAAGGCGGUGAGAGACGCUUUGGAGCGUGUCCACGAGGAGGUGGUGGCCAGGUACUAUGGCUGCGGUCUGGUGAUCCCUGAGUGCCUGGCAUCAUGCCGGAUCCUGGACCUGGGCAGCGGCAGCGGCAGAGACUGCUACCUGCUGAGCCAGCUGGUUGGGGAGCAGGGCCAUGUCACCGGGAUAGACAUGACCGAGGCCCAGGUUGAAGUGGCAAAGAAGCACAUUGCCUACCACAUGGACAAGUUUGGCUACCGAAAGCCAAAUGUGGAGUUCCUCCAGGGCUACAUGGAGAAGCUGGGUGACGCUGGGCUGGCCGAUGAAAGCUACGAUAUUGUCAUCUCCAACUGCGUGAUCAACCUCGCCCCUGACAAGAAGGCCGUGCUGCGGGAGGCCUACCGUGUGCUGAAGCCUGGGGGAGAGAUGUACUUCAGCGACAUCUACGCCAGCCAGCGCCUGAGCGAGACCGUCCGAAAGCACAGGGUACUGUGGGGGGAGUGCCUGGCGGGAGCCCUGUACUGGAGAGACCUGUACAGCAUUGCCGAGGAGGUGGGGUUCAGCCCCCCAUGCCUGGUUACCGCCAGCCCCAUCACCAUCGGCAACAAGGAGCUGGAGGGCAUCAUCGGCGACUGCCGCUUCGUCUCCGUGACUUUCCGCCUGUUCAAGGUGCCGGGUAGCAGCCGUGCCGGGCCAGGACAGGUCAUCUACAAUGGCGGGAUUGUGGGGCAUGAGCGAGAGCUGGUGUUUGACGCCAACUUCACCUUCAAGGAAGGAGAGGUGGUGGACGUGGAUGCCGAGAUGGCUGCGAUCUUGCGGAGCUCCAGGUUUGCAGAGGAGUUCCUGAUCCGAGCUGAUGGAGCCAACACUGCCGCACCACAGGGCUGCUGUUGCAAGGGGAUGAAGGAGAAGAUCUGUGAUCCCUUCCAGCUGCUGGAGCGGCUGGCGGCCCCGGGUCCUGCCUGUGGUCCCAGUGGCACCUGUGGUCCCCGGGGGUGCUGCUGAGGAGCGAGCGAUGC